GCGACAACGAGCUGGAUUCCUCUAGUGACGCAGGAGAAGAAGGAGAAGAAGCGCAAACUGUUAGCUUACCAGGCAGGAGUUCAAAUGAACGAUGGAUCAGAAGAUUCCUUAUGAUGACUAUCAGCUCCCAGUGGUUUUCCUGCCUUCAUAUGAAAACCCACCGGCUUGGAUUCCUCCUCAGGAGAGGGUUCAUCACCCAGACUACAACAACGAGCUCACCCAGUUCCUCCCUCGCACCAUCGUGUUGAAGAAACCUCCAGGAGCCCAGCUGGGUUUUAACAUCCGAGGAGGCAAGGCGUCGCAACUAGGGAUCUUUAUAUCCAAGGUGGUCCCAGAUUCAGAUGCCCACAGAGCAGGAUUGCAGGAAGGAGAUCAGGUUCUCUCUGUGAAUGAUGUGGAUUUCCAAGACAUAGAGCACUCGAGAGCGGUAGAGAUUCUGAAGACCGCUCGGGAAAUUGUGAUGAAGGUUCGCUUCUUUCCCUACAACUACCAGAGACAAAAGGAGAGAACUGUCCACUAGGUGGCAGCAGCGUUCCUAAAACACUUCAUUCGACGUCAUUUUCUGCUUCUACUGACUCCUAAGCACUUCAUCGCAGCUUCAAGAUGACAGAUUGUUGGUGUCAUUCAAACUCCUCCAUGUUCUCUGGUGUAGUGGUGAAAGAUGGUGAAAUAUUGUCAGAUGUACUGCGAUAUUUCAUCGUUUCUGCCACAUUGUGGUCCAAUCAUAUAGUGUUAUGCUUUGCAUUUGAAAAUGUAUCAUUUUAAUCUCCAUUAUUGUUUUUUUAAAAGAAGUUUUUAAUGUAAUUUAGUACUGAUAACAUCUCAUCUAUGUUUAAUAGCAUUUUGAAAUCCCAAAUGGCACAGUUAGUGCACUAAUCUUGACAUUAGACACUAAAACAAAACAUUAAAACACUGACGGAAAUAAUAAGAGCAAAUUGUGCGAGACUUCUGAUAAAUUUUUUAUAUUUGUGUUUGCGUCACCUUACAAGUUUUUGAGUAUUUAUCAAAUAUUGUAAUUGUGUAAGAAAUUAUAAAAACUGUAAAUACGAAUACUAAUUUUAACAUUAUGCCAUUUUUGUACAGUUUUUCGAUUAAAUAUACAUGAACAAACUCAGGAGCCAAAAGGUUAACAUGGCUUCAUAAGACAUUGUUAUACAUUUAUUAUGAAAUGUUCAUAAUAAAGAAACAUUCUUUAAGAAUUUCAGUGCACUGCAUGUUUAACUACGUUCAUCUUUCAGUAUCAAUGUCCCUUGUGUUUCUCUGGAGGAUGUUGACAUAAACUUUGCACCAGGUGUCGUAACAGCCCAGGUAAUCAUUACAUGCCAGGAAUUUAUGACAAAUGAGCCAAUUAGAUAUUUUAACACAGGGAACAAAUAUUGUAACUUAUUUAGUACUUAGUAGAAAGCCUCAUUUCCUCUUUGGGAUGAUAUAAAGUAAAAUUCUCUUCCAAACAAGGUGUACACUGACCUCCAAAGAGUUAAUCUCUGAUCUUAUCUGAUCAAACUACACAUUCCUAGUACUUUUUUUUUCCUGGCUUGUCUAAAUUUUCAGCUAUAUCCCUUAAAGCAGGGGAGUCAAACUCCAGUCCUCAAGAGCUGCUGUCCUGCAGUUUUAAGAUGUGCCACAGGUACAAAACACUGGAAUUAAUUAGCUCCUUCUUGUGCAGAUCAGUUUUCCAGAGCCUUGCUAGUGACCUGAUUAUUCUAUUGAGCAGAGGCACAUCUAAACAUUGCGGGGCAGUUGCCCUCCAGGGCUCGAGUUUCACACCUGUACCUUAAAGCAUACUUCUACAUGCUUUUUCUUCAGCAGAGGAGUCUUUUGCAGUGCGGCCACAGAAAUUAAGUGAUACUUUCAGGUUCAGAAGUACACUUUAAAAAAAUUGUAUUAUGUGUUGCAACAAUAAGGCUGCAAAGAUGUUGAGAAAGCCCUUAGUUGUUACCAAAUAUUACAUGCUUCAUGUGCCAAAGUAAGGUGCAGAAUUGAUUUAAAUACUUGAAAACGGUUGCACACAGUUUGUGGAAUAAUUUCUGGUUUCUUUGUAGAUUAAUUGGAUUGAUACCAGUAUUUGUUAAUAUCAAAAGAAAAGUACAAACAAAAAUGUUUGCCACUCUGCACUAAGAAACAUUCUGUGCAUUACAUAAAAAUACAAAAGUUUGCCAAGCAUUUGCACAAACUUUUAUUAAAACUGUAAUUUUGGGUUCAUCAUUUAAACUUGACUCAUUAUGAUUUGCAACGUGGCAUGUAAAACAUGAAUGACCAGGGCAGGAAGCUUUUCUGUGCACUGGAAGAACCGGCACUAGAUCUGAAAACGAACUGGUUUGUUCCAGAAUGAGUCGCAGAACUCGCUCCACUCGGUCUGCAGAGAAACCGGCCUUAUCAGAGGAAUCCAGUCAAUAGAAAUGAUCACUGUGGUAUGUCGAGCAUUUUUAGUUUAUUUUUAAAAAGUCAACCUGAAAUAUUCUGAAAACAUAAAAAAAAAACU
This is a messenger RNA of Poeciliopsis prolifica (blackstripe livebearer), 2482 nucleotides long. RefSeq names its product PDZ domain-containing protein 11. Bases 92 to 520 code for a protein of 142 amino acids. Gene Ontology annotation, molecular function: protein binding. Gene Ontology annotation, biological process: maintenance of epithelial cell apical/basal polarity; protein localization to basolateral plasma membrane; neurotransmitter secretion. Gene Ontology annotation, cellular component: basolateral plasma membrane; cell-cell junction; synapse. Lineage: Eukaryota; Metazoa; Chordata; Actinopteri; Cyprinodontiformes; Poeciliidae. The record is from RefSeq and is a predicted model, not a curated record. The transcript has 6 exons.